AGACAAAGAAGGCAAAGAGACUAGCAGGCUGGCAGGCAAAAGGAGUGGCACACCCCACUGAAAAGGACAAUUAAUACCCAACAAUGGUGAAUGAAGGGGGAUGGAAUCUAGUUUGUCUAUGUGUGUUGGAGAAGACUGGGAGGGUGAUGUUUCUUGCUUUGCAGAUUACAGUUUAAUUUAUCAAACUUUCUCUUUUGUUCCUUUUGUGUGUUGCAGGCAAAAUUCCUGUCCCAAGAUCAGAUCAAUGGUAUGUACCUUUUAACAAAACACUCUUUGCAACUAAUUAAAUUUUCUUACCUUCUUAUUGUGUGUGUCCUGCUCUGCCUUGGAAGAAUGCCAAAGCAGAUUUUGAGGAAUUCCUUCUAACAAGUUUCUCGUCGAAGCACUGAGGAAGGUCAUUCUUACUUAAGUCUUUAAAAUAUCGGGGAAGCAAGUGCCCACAUCUUCACUAGGUAUCAUGGCACCAAGGAUGCCACCAUUUAAUGCAGGGUUUCCCAAACUUGGGUACCCAGCUGUUUCUGGACUACUUUCCAUAAUCCCUGACCACUGGUCCUGCUAGCUAGGGAUUAUGUGAGUUGCAACCUAAAACCAGCUGGAGACCCAAGUUUGGGAAAUGCUAGUUUAAUGUCUUUUGCAGUUCUUUAUAGACGGCUUGUCUAUUGAUGCAUCUGAAGGCAGCCCUGUAUGGGGAAGUUUUUUAAUGUCUGGUGUUUUACUGUGGUUUUAUAAUUUGUUGGAAGCUACCCGGAGUGGCUGGGGCAACCCAGUCAGAUGGGUGACGUAUAAAUAAUUACUACUACUACCUUAGAAACAGAUAAUAAAAGAAAUAACUUCAGCUACCAAGAACCGCUGCCUGUUCUCAGCCACAAAGUCCUUGUUGAUGUGAAAAGUUAAGCGCAGCUUCAUAGUGGUUCCUCUGCUUUCCAAAGGAAAAGUUGCUGUUUUACCUUGAAAUGGGUUAGCAUUAUAUUAUUGUUUUCCUGCCGUUUUGUCCAGUUGUUUUCCAAGUGUUGCUCAUGCAGUGGUUAUAGUAAUCUGAAAAAAAUAUAUAAUGAAAUGAUAGAGAGGGACUUUCACUAUUCCUAAAAGGUAGCUAUUGUUGUUGUUUAGUCGUGUCCGACUCUUUGUGACCCCAUGGACCAGAGCACACCAGGCACUUCUGUCUUCCACUGCCUCCCGCAGUUUAGUCAAACUCAUGCUGGUAGCUUCGAGAACACUGUCCAACCAUCUCGUCAUCUGUCGUCCCCUUCUCCUUGUGCCCUCCAUCUUUCCCAAUAUCAGGGUCUUUUCCAGGGAGUCUUCUCUUCUCAUGAGGUGGCCAAAGUACUGGAGCCUCAGCUUCACGAUCUGUCCUUCCAGUGAGCACUCAGGGUUGAUUUCCUUAAGAAUGGAUAGGUUUGAUCUUCUUGCAGUCCAUGGGACUCUCAAGAGUCUCCUCCAGCACCAUAAUUCAAGAAGGUAGCUAGCGUCCAUCAUUUCUCUUUAGCACUGGAGUGCCCCUCUGGGGCCUCAGUAAGCAUAUAUAAUGGCCAGGGGUGAUUAUGGGAGUUGCAGUCCAGAAACAUGUGGAGGGUCAAAGGUUACACACACCUUCUUUAGGAUGUGUCAGUGAAACUGGGUUUCUUCCUCUCCUCCUUUUUCCCAACUAGAGUUCAAAGAAUGUUUUUCUCUCUAUGAUAAGAAGCAUAAAGGCAAGAUCAAUGCCAGUGAUCUCAUCACUGUUAUGCGCUGUCUGGGGAGCAGCCCCACCCCCGGAGAAGUGGCCAGGCACCUUCAGCUGCAGAAAGUUGGUAAGUAAACGGUAGGCAUAGUCAGCGCUUUAAUAAACACUCUCUAGCAAAGGCAGCCUGUACAAAUUAUUUAGAUCCCACCCCAAAUUUCUUGGUCAGGUGCUUCUUUCCAAGGGUUAGAGAGCUAGUGUGUUAGCUAAGGUGAUUCUCUCCUGCUGUUUUGGAGUCAAAUAAUCAUAGAAUUUCAAAGUUGGAAGGGAGCUAAAGUUGUCUAGUCCAACCUCCUGCAGUGCAGGAAUCACAGCUCAAUAAUCUCUGACAGAUGGCCAUCCAAACCCUUUUUUAAAAAAGCUUCCAGUAGAGUCCACCACCUUCUGAGGGAGUCCAUUCUACUGUCCAACCACUCUUACUGUCAGACAGUUCUUCCUAAUGUUUAGUCAGAAUCUCCUUUCUUGUUACUCAAAUACCUACCCUCUGAAGCAGCAGAAAAUAAGUUUGCUCCCUCUUUUAUGUGACAGCCCAUCAGAUAUUGGAAGAUGGCUAUCAUGUCUCCUCUCAGUCCCCCCUUUACCAGGCUAAACAUCCCCAACUCCUUCCACUAUUCCUCACAAGGCUUGGUUUCCCCACCACUGCCUGUUCAAACCCUAUUAUGUGAAAUUCAGGAAAAAAAGUUUCCAAUGUGCAUCACUUUACACUUCUUUACUUUGAAUUGCAUUCAACAUUUUAAUGCCCAGUCAGUUUGGAUAGGUCCUUUGGGAGCUCCCAUUUUCUCCUUACAUCUGUGAACCACUUGGUGUCAUUAGCAAACUUGCCCAGUUCACUGACCAUCCCCAAGUCUUGGUAGUUUAUGAACAAAUUGAAAACCUCAGGUCCCAAUGCUGAUGAGCCAUGAGGGACUGCUUAAUCCCCUCCCUCCAAGGGGCCUGUUAGGCACAAGAAACCACCAAUUCAAGCAGACUACCCAAUCUUUAUUCUGGUUUCCAGACAGGACUGGAGAAAUGGAUUUUUCAACUUUCCUGACCAUCAUGUACAGGCAAAUGCAGCAAGAAGAUCCCAAGAAUGAAAUCCUCUUGGCCCUGUUGAUGGCAGACAGGAAGAAGACGGGAUUCAUUUCAGUGGCAGAGCUGAGGGCCAAGCUGAUGAAUCUAGGAGAGAAACUGUCUAAGGAGGAAGGUAAAAAUUCUUAGUGGAGAGAUUCUCUCUUGGCAGGCAUGCAUUUCUGACGUGUCCCCUCAAUCUUAAUUUUGCCUCCAGCGAACAGGUUUUUUUUAAAUAAUAUUGUAUUGAUCAGGAGUAAUAGGUAAAGGGUGUGCUUACUAUGUGAAGCAGAAAUUCUCCAACAAUUUCCAGGUUAUCUACCAUCAACCAGAUGUUUCGUUGGACUACAACUUACAUCAGCCCCUGACAGGAGUUGCAGUGCAACGUAUCUGGAGGACACCAGGUUGUGGAAAGCUGCUUCACAGAGUCUGACUUGAGAGUCGGUGUGGUAUAGUGGUUAGAGUGUCAGAGUAGGACCUCGAAGACCAGAGUUCAACUCCCCAGUCAGCCAUGAAGCUCACUGGGUGACCCUGGGCCAGUCACUGCCUCUCAACCUAACCAACCUCACAGGGUUCCUGAGAUUAAUUGAGAACCAUGAACGCCACCUUGAGCUGCUUGGAGGGAAAAAGUGGGAUAUAAAUACAAUACAUAAUAGCAACAACAACUGGUUAUAUUUAAAAGCAUUUCCUUUCUAUUGACAUAACCAAACUGGGGACUGGAGAUAUUUCAGAAAAGGCUAAUUACUAAACUAAUCCUAUAUUUAGAUUGCUCUCUCAGACCCCUUUGCUUUCCCAUUUUCAAAAUGGUACUUCUCUUAAGGAAGUUAUCUAAAUUAGCAGUGGCACUGGCUCCCACACUUUUCUUGAGAAAACUGGGUUGACAGCACCAAUGUAAAUAUAUGGAGCACCAGAGAGACAGGCGGGUGAGUGGAAUAGACACAAGUUGUCAAUUUCUGAGACCAACAGGAUGGGGAAGGAAAACUGUUGGGCUUCUGCCUUUGCACAAUGUAACCCACCUAUUCCUUGAAAUGGGAAAACUCCUUGGACCCACUGUAACAUAGUUUCACACUUAUUUCACACACAGGUGAAAAAUAAAAAAGGUAGACAAUAAUCUAGAUAUAAUGUACAACUAAAGUGACAUGCCACAAUUACUGUGCAAUUGUUUACAGUGGACAACCUCCUGAAGGAAGCCAAAGUGGGCCACAAUGGAAUAGUCAGGUAUGAAGACCUGGUCCAAUCCAUCACUCUCCCUGUUGCCGACUACUGAAUCAUUAAGGAAGGAAACAGAAGGGCAACCGUCGUCCUUGUGGCUUGCAGUGCUCCUUCAGGUGCUUGAUGGAACAACUGGGAUCUCUCCCACUUACUUGCCUUAAAUGCUUUGUCUUUUGGAACCCUCAAAAAUAUAUAGUAGAGAUCCAAUUUUUCCCAGGCCCAAAGUGUUGGUUCAAACAAACCAGUGGAACUGGGCUUGUAUAAAAUGGACCACCUAUUUCACUUCAAUUUCAGUGUUUUAAAAACAAGGUGCCUAGGAAUUUGGGUUAUUUUUCAGUCCUGUGUUGGUGGGCCAAGAAUUUUAAGGUAGCGUACAGGAAGAACAUGCAGGUUAUGUACUAGGAUUAUUCAGCAGGGUUGUGUCUCCUGACCUUGUCAGGAGAUGUGUGGUUAUUUUCCCUGUAUUGAGAAAGUGCAUUCAAAUCUUGUUUCAAAACAAGGUGGGCUUUAAAAACUAAACAGCACAGCAGGUGCUGAGCAGCCACCACCCACGCAACCAGUGGCUACCACUCUUGUCUCUGGGGGGCAUGAUCUACCAAGCCAAAAAACAGCCCCCAAGUUGAGCAGAUCUGAUUUAAGAGUACUUCCAGCACCCACUGGCAGAAAUUGAGAGACAGUAGAGUCCAGUUGUGUCACAUUUGCGCUGGUUACCUAUAGGACUUCUCAACAGACAUGCACACAUCCCUAAAAGCUUUCCUGCUGAUGUAAAUUUACAGUGUGCAAAUUCAGCAACAUUUAUUCCAGAAGAGACAACGUAAUAAUGCUUUUUAUUACAUCUAAAGAUGUUUUACAUAAACAGGUAACAUUCAGUAGGGUAAACCAUUUUUUUGCAAUGCAUGUAAUAAAUAUUUUCACUUGAUACUUUUAUACAAACUGACAUUGGUCUACUAUACAUUUUAUUUAAAAGCCACUUUUAAAACUUGUUUGGCAUGCUGUAUGGAAAACUAAGAGAAAGUUAAGGCAAUGAAUCACAGAUCUGAGUUUACAGAAUUAAUAACUUUUUUAAAGUUUCUGCUUAUUUACAUAUUGUUUUCCCUUUUGUUAAUUAGAGCAACAAACAGCAGCACAAGCCGGGGGCCUCUGGCAGGUUCUCUCUCAAUAAAAAUCUAAGCUCUCAUUGAAAGGAAAAUAAUAAAAACAAAGCAAGACAUAAUGUAUUGUGAAAAAGAAAACACCCUGAAAUGUUUAAUGCAAUGAAAAAGAUUAACCACAUUAAAAAAAAACCAAGGACUAGCUACAAGUUCGGUGGAAGGUUUCUAAAAGUGCCUUCUUCCAGGGGAGUAUGGUAUAUGUUUGAUAGGGAUAAGAAAAUCUGGGAAUGCAGUAAUGAAAAUAUUGCAAGACUUUGCAACAAACUGCUAGUUAAGUCUUAGCAAGGUUUAAUUUGGUUUUGCUUUUAGGUAAAAACAACAACAAACUCUGCAUCGAGUAAUGCCCACAGAAGUGAUUCAGAAUCACUCUACCCCUGCUAUUAUACAAGGAUCUUGCAUCUGUGUGUACUUGUGUAGACACUCACUCACUCACUCACUCACCCAAAUUUUUUGUACAAAGUGAGACACACAUCCAAGCAGCACACAUCCCUCUACUUCUCUUUUGGAAAAACAAGGACAAAAAAAAGUGAGCCAACAAGUUAUGAAAUGCAAGAAGUACGCUUUCCAUAUUCAAAUUUAACAGGAUUUGUGUGUUAACUAAAAAACACCCCUUAACUCCAUGUUACUAAAAAAAAAAUCUCUGCAAUUCUUAAAAAUUAGUAUUUUAAAGAAACUGAUAGACUGCAGGUAAUGCCAAAAUGGAACCUUUCCCCAAUUAACUAUUAUUGUUGGCUAAAAAAAACACAAACAACUUAAAACACACACACACUGGCCAGGAAAUAGCUUUUCAAAAGAGGUCCCCGGAAUUAAAUACAUCAAAAAUCCCCUCCCCAACCCAAAACCCAAGUUAAGGGAGGCCAGGAAACACUAUUCACUUUGAAUUGGGAAGAUUCAUUGUUUUACUUAGUAUGAAGGACAGGAGGAGCAGGAAAAGACAUAUAAAAUGGUUUGCUACCUUAAAUUUUCAAGCGCUCUCCACAUUAAACAUUAAUUGACUGACCUUUGCUCUUUAUGUGCCUUGUCUCAUUUGUAAUGCUUUUAAAUGUCUCAUUCCCAAACUGCAAGCACAAUGCCCACCCCUUACUGCCCACUGUGGUGAGAAGUGUCAUUUACCUUAUCAGUGAGAGAGAAACAUGGAAACCCGUGGGUUCAAUGUAGCAGGUACCUUUUAAUUUCACAAUUAACUGGACUUAAAAAAACUGAACCAGUCCUAGAAGAUUUCUAGUCUUACACAGUUCUAGAUCUUUAUCGAGCAUCCACAGGCUAAGAAAGAGGAUGGGCAAAGUCCUCCCCCACCCCAAACACCAUUCAGGCAAGUCACACUGAAGAUAAUUGCACUCUCAGGCAGUUCCCGUUUACUGUAAAGCACAAUAUAACUUCCAGCAUUCAAACACACCAAACAGCACUGAAAGCAGAGUAUGGCGUUCCUUGAAGCCUGAUGAAUUGUUGGAAAGUCUCCUAAAAUUCUGACUCGACAGUUGUUUUGUCAGAUGUAGAAAAAUCUUGACAGACAUGCAGAUAAAAACCAUUUGAGUUGCAGUAGAUACAUUUGGUGAGUAGGGGGGAGCCUUGUGUAGAUGCUGUAGCCAAGUGCACACUUAUAUAUGCUUGCAUUGCAUGACAAUACAUGGGUCAUAAAUACACUCAAUUGCAGCCCAUCAUCUGCAUGCACUUGACUGUACCACAUAUUCCAGGUAACAAUAUAGGAAGAUGCCUCAUACUGAGUCAGACUAUUGGUCCAUAUAGCUCAAUAUUGUCAACACUGACUGGUAGCAGCUCUCCAGGGUCCCAGGCAGGGGGCCUUCCCAGCUCUACAUGUUGGCAGAGACUGAAGCUGGAGCCAUCUGCAUUCAAAGCAAGCUACAAGACCCAUAUCUUACAAUGUAUUUAGCAGGUGGUACCCAGACUCACGUUUAACUGCCUGAUAAAAAGGAUUCACCUUAAGCUAAGAAGCAGAGCAUCAGCUACAGGGUUUCAUCAGAACACUUGUCAAUUUUGACUCCUGCAACUACACUGUGACCAGACUUUCCAAAGUUAGCAAAUCUCCGAUUGUUUCAGUGUUUGGAAUGAUCCUUCCAAUUGCAACAAAAUGGGACCACAUUUUAUAUUAAGUUGAGCCAGUUUCAUUAUACUUUUAAAAAAAGAAAUCAGUUUCUGAUGCCUCCAAGCUAGAUUGAACUUAGAAAGGAUUCCUCUUUUGUGUUCCUUUUAUUUAGAUUUUCCUGACAUUUAAUAAAUUAUAAACUAGUCGAAGGAAACAUGUCAGCCAGACAGUAAUGGAAUUCACAUGCAUGAAACAGACACACUGAGACACACACACAGAGAGAUCUAUAAAUACAUAUAUACACACACAUAUACAUAUGAACAAACAUUUUAAAAAUUCAAGUCAGCUUUUAAAAUGGCGAAGGGGACAUUUGAAAACCCACUUAGAACAUUUAUACUGUCUCUCAAUUAGUUGAAAAGAAAUGAUUGUUUCCUAUUAAAAAGUGGUGGCUUGAUAUCAAUGCAAAGUUUAUCUUAAAAACGAUUUUGAAAACAAAGCUGGGGGGACAAGAUAUACUAACUUCUGCAGCUAUGGUUUAAAGAAAUCGCUAACAUGGUCUUUGAUAAAGUAUAGC
Podarcis lilfordi (Lilford's wall lizard) is the source of this 7748-nucleotide messenger RNA. Lineage: Eukaryota; Metazoa; Chordata; Lepidosauria; Squamata; Lacertidae. The record is from the annotation of a GenBank genome assembly.